This is a messenger RNA of Aureobasidium subglaciale EXF-2481, 1424 nucleotides long. RefSeq lists its product as uncharacterized. The record is from RefSeq and is a predicted model, not a curated record. The coding region runs from base 158 to 1270 and encodes 370 amino acids. Gene Ontology annotation, molecular function: oxidoreductase activity, acting on NAD(P)H. The transcript has 2 exons. NCBI's taxonomy places the organism in Eukaryota, Fungi, Ascomycota, Dothideomycetes, Dothideales, Saccotheciaceae.
AAAUAAUUCGCACAUGUUACCGGAUUCAUGCGCGGCGCGGUGCAACUCUGGUAUGCGUGAGGCAACCGGAAUGCUCGAGGACUUGAUUAAGUAGUGACCGACUCCCAAUCAACAAUAUGACCCAUCAUAGUAAAGAGUCUGGACGAAAUCAUACAUUAUGCCUACCAAUCACGCUGCCUGGAUAGUCGCCCAAGGGAAACCUCUCGAAGUCAAGGAGGCGCCUUACACCUCACCUGGACAUGAUGAAGUGGUCAUAAAGAAUGCAGCAGUAGCUAUCAACCCAGUCGAUUUCCUCCUACCGAAAGUUGUCAGCCUGUUUGCUCCACAAGCCAAACUACCCUUCAUUUUCGGCACUGAUUGCGCCGGCACGAUCGUUGAAGUCGGGUCGGGCGUGACUGCUGUAAAGCCUGGAGCUCGCGUCCUUGGUUUAGCAGUCAGCUUUGACAAGCGUUCCAACAAGGCCAGCGAAGGUGCUUUUCAAGAGUACACCGUUUUGAGGUCAAAUCUCAUAACCAAGAUACCCGACUGGAUGUCCUUCGAAUCAGCGUCUGUCUUACCUCUCGGAUUGGCGACCGCUGCUUGUGGAUUAUUCCUCGAGGAUUUUCUUGGACUCCAGCUUCCUACAGCACCGAAAUCACAAAGACCCACUGGGCAGACUGUACUGAUUUGGGGUGGUAGCACAAGUGUUGGAUGCAAUGCCAUACAGCUCGCAGUAGCAGCAGGAUACGAGGUCAUAUCGACAGCAUCACCCAGAAACCAUGCAUACCUCAAAAGCUUGGGGGCUGCAGAAGUAUAUGACUACAACAGUCCGACCGCAGUCCACGACAUUGUAACUGCCAUGAACGACAAGAAUAGGAUAUCUGCUGGCGCAUACGCAAUCGGUGUCGGAUCUCUGAGUGCGUGCAUCGACGUUCUCAGCAAGACAAAGGGCAAGAAGUUCGUGGCUCAAGCCAGUCAUGACAUCCCGAUGAAAGAGUUCCCAACAAACAUGCUCGCAAUCAUGUAUAGGAUGGGAUCCAGCUUCGUAGGAUGGAAGUUCAAGGGUCUUUCCAAGGGUGUCAAAUACAAGUUUGUGUGGUCAACGGAACUGAUGGUGAACAAGCUCGGAUUCGAGAUGUUCGAAAAGUUCUUGCCCGUCGCGCUCUCCGAGAGAUCAUUCGUGCCAGCUCCGGAGCCACAAGUAGUUGGAAAGGGUCUCGAGGUGAUCGAACAGGCUUUCGAGGUCGCUAAGAAGGGUGUCAGUGCGAGAAAGAUCGUUGUCAGUCUCUGAUGGUUGUUGAAGGGCUCGUGUUAGAUAACGUCGGCCAGGGGGCUUUGAGUUGCCAGCGGCUUCAACUGCCUUAGUAAUUUAGAGCUUCUUAAGUUGGCUUUCGAGGCGCUUAAUUAGUGCUACAUAGUGAUUCUUAAUGUAUUGGAUCAAGGAA